UAUUCUUUAAGCAACUUUUAGUUCGAUUUGUGAUCGUCUCGUAGCAGCAGCUUUAGCUCAACGUUCGCCCGUCGUUAGAGCUGCUAUGAAUUCUACGGACAAUCAUCGGCGCGGAGUCGCUGUUGCCACCGCAUUGGGGACCUCCAAGUGGGACAUCCGCCAGACGGUGUGGGACUACAUGGAGCUUCACGACCUGGCGAACUUCCCCAGGCCCGUGCACCACAGAAUUCCAAACUUCAAGGGUUCGUAUCGCGCCGCGGGGAGGAUCGGAGACCUCGCAGCUUUCGCAGCGACCAGCGCCGUUAAGGUGGACCCCGAUAAGCCGCUAGAGGGCGUCCGACUCGCCGCCCUGGAGGCACGGAAGACCCUGCUGGUUCCCACGCCGAGACUCCGAUCCGGGCUGUUCAACCGGAUCGUUCCGCCCGCCGGUGCCUCCAAGGCCGACCUGCACCGGUGUGCCACCUCGCAGGGCGUGCGCGAGUUCAGCGUGCCGCUCGCGCUGGACGCCGGCGUGCGCGUCGACCUCGUGGUGGUCGGCUCCGUCGCCGUGUCCGAGAGAGGAUGGCGCAUCGGGAAGGGCGAGGGCUUUGCGGACAUGGAGUUCGCCAUGAUGGCGUGCACAGGCGCUGUGGAUGACGCCACGGUGGUGGUAACCUGCGUUCACGACUGCCAGGUGGUGGACAUCCCGGAGGAGCUGGUGGAAACUCAUGACCUGACGGUUGACUACAUCCUCACCCCGACGCGCGUCAUCAAAACCAACUGCAGCGCGCCCAAGCCUCGUGCAAUCAUCUGGUCCAAGAUCGACCGCGAGCUUCUGGCCCGGAUCCCCAUCCUGAACACUCUGCGGGCCCGGGAAGAGAGGCUGGGCCGGGACGUGUCGCUGAGGGACGCUCCCAGCCUUCACCGCACCGCAGCCUCUGCCGGAUCUCCGGACGAUCCUUCCGCUUCUCUCCACCGAGAAACCGUCGGCGUCGGCUCUGCCGGGACAGCGGCAGCGACCCGCGUGCGCCGGGCCGGUUCCGUUUCGGCAAGGGGGCGGCGUGGGGACGGGAGACACCACCGGGGAAGAGGAGGAGGAUGGGCGAGGCAGCCGAUUGGUGGAGGAGGAAGUGGUUGCGCCGUGCCGGAUCUGGCGAGGGGCCGGGGUGGUGGUGGGGGCGACGGAAUGUAACCUUCCGGUAACCUCGGGGCUUUAAUUUCUCACCCACAAUGUUCGGCGUCGCUGGUAGACUAGAGUCGGUGUUGCCGUGACUCGUCGUGCUGCAGCCCACCGCGGGAGGUGUAUACUUGACGUGGUGUUCCGGGCGUGGAAAUGACCCGGCCAGAUCCGGCUGAAGCGAAGCCCUGAUGAACCGGAUCCUGAAAGCAGCGAUCAGCAACGAGUGGAUGAUGAUGACGAUGGUGGGGGGGGGGGGGGGGGUUUUCACCAUUUGUGAAUUGUCGGGGCGGGGGCCGCACGUCAGGGGCCGCACUAAAGGCCACCAGGAGCUGCCGCCAGUGGCCCGCGGGCCUUGUGCCUCGUGGUCUCACGAUGCAUCCCACCCCUGCACACUCAACCGAUGUCAUUGUCUACAACAUCACGCACGCACGUGUGCUUACAUACACACUGCACUUGUAAAGCAUUCUGGGUAAUAAAAUAUGGCUAACGUCAGUGGCGAGUUGAUGUCUGAUCUGGUCCUCCUUAUAACGUAUGCUACAGGCCCCGCACCGGCACUGCCUGGAUGACUGUGGAGGCCUUUGGCAAUCUCUUGACAAGGGACGAUAUAUUAUUAAUAUUCAGAUAAUAACACUGCUGCGUACAGCACGUGAAGUGUGUUCAAAGCCGGUCUGUGCGUGGUUCCCUUCGUACAGAAAUAAAACUUUGGUUUCCGAUUUUUAUUGCCAAAUUA
Messenger RNA from Lethenteron reissneri (Far Eastern brook lamprey), 1889 nucleotides. Its product is annotated as methenyltetrahydrofolate synthase domain-containing protein-like. Gene Ontology annotation, cellular component: cytoplasm. Lineage: Eukaryota; Metazoa; Chordata; Hyperoartia; Petromyzontiformes; Petromyzontidae. The record is from RefSeq and is a predicted model, not a curated record.